AUGAAGAAGAUCUUCAUUACACUCCUAUGGCUUCUCUUCGUCAGCUCAUUUCUAUCUUCUUCUUCUGCGGAAGACGACGUUCUCUGUCUCCAAGGUCUCAAGAAUUCACUCACCGACCCUUCAUCUCGACUCACUUCCUGGUCAUUCCCAAACUCUUCAGCCUCAUCGAUUUGCAAGCUCACUGGCGUUUCCUGCUGGAACGAGAAGGAGAAUCGCAUUAUUUCUCUUCAGCUCCAAUCGAUGCAGCUCGCCGGUCAGAUUCCCGAGUCGCUCAAGCUCUGUCACAGCUUACAGUCACUGGAUCUCUCCGGAAACGAUCUCUCCGGCUCGAUUCCUUCCCAAAUCUGCUCGUGGCUUCCGUAUCUCGUCACGUUAGAUCUGUCCGGGAACAGACUCUCCGGCUCGAUCCCGACUCAGAUCGUGGAGUGUAAGUUCCUAAACGCUCUAGUUCUUAGCGACAACAAGCUCUCCGGUUCGAUUCCUUCCCAAUUGAGCCGGUUAGAUCGGCUCAGGCGUCUUUCCCUCGACCGGAACGAUCUCUCCGGUACGAUUCCUUCCGAGCUCUCUCGAUUCGGAGAAGACGAUUUCAGCGGCAACAACGGACUCUGCGGGAAGCCUUUAUCCGGAUGCGGCGCGUUGAACGGGAGGAACCUAACAAUCAUCAUUGUCGCCGGAGUUCUCGGCGCUGUCGGGUCGUUGUGUGUGGGAUUAGCCAUUUUCUGGUGGUUCUUUAUCAGAGAAGGUAGCAGGAAGAAGAAAGGCUACGGCGCCGGAAAAUCCAAAGACGAUAGUGAUUGGAUUGGUUUGCUGAGGUCGCACAAGCUUGUUCAGGUGACUUUGUUUCAGAAACCAAUCGUGAAGAUCAAGCUGGGUGAUUUAAUGGCUGCAACAAACAGUUUCAGUUCAGGGAACAUCGACGUCUCAUCAAGAACCGGUGUCUCGUACAAAGCUGAUUUGCCUGAUGGGUCUGCGCUUGCGGUUAAGAGGCUUAGCGCUUGUGGGUUUGGCGAGAAACAGUUUAGGUCGGAGAUGAACAGGUUAGGUGAGCUUAGGCAUCCGAAUCUGGUGCCGCUUUUAGGUUUCUGCGUUGUUGAAGACGAGAGGCUUUUGGUGUAUAAGCACAUGCCUAAUGGCACAUUGUUCUCUCAGUUGCACAACGGUGGUUUGUGUGAUGCUGUUUUGGAUUGGCCUACUCGGCUUAUGAUCGGCGUGGGAGCAGCUAGAGGGCUAGCUUGGCUGCACCAUGGAUGCCAACCUCCGUAUUUGCAUCAGUUCAUUAGCUCCAAUGUCAUACUUCUUGAUGAUGACUUUGACGCUCGGAUCACGGAUUACGGUUUAGCCAGGCUAGUUGGUUCUCGGGACUCGAACGAUAGCUCGUUUAAUAACGGGGAUUUAGGGGAGUUAGGCUACGUGGCGCCUGAGUACUCGAGCACGAUGGUUGCGUCUUUGAAAGGAGAUGUGUAUGGGUUUGGGAUUGUGCUUCUUGAGUUGGUCACAGGGCAAAAGCCUUUGUCUGUGAUAAAUGGCGUGGAAGGUUUUAAAGGGAGUUUAGUAGACUGGGUGAGUCAGUAUUUGGGUAAUGGUAGAAGCAAAGACGCUAUUGAUAGAAGCAUAUGUGGUAAAGGACACGACGAGGAGAUAUUGCAGUUCUUGAAAAUCGCGUGUAGCUGCGUCGUGUCGAGACCUAAGGAAAGGCCAACGAUGGUUCAGGUGUAUGAAUCUUUGAAGAACAUGGCGGAUAAACACGGUGUUUCUGAGCAUUACGAUGAGUUCCCACUGGUCUUUAACAAACAAGAAGCUUGA
Thlaspi arvense is the source of this 1803-nucleotide messenger RNA. The record is from the annotation of a GenBank genome assembly. Lineage: Eukaryota; Viridiplantae; Streptophyta; Magnoliopsida; Brassicales; Brassicaceae.